UGUCGUGACAGGUGGUCGUCAUCUGACGACUCCCCUAAACACAAUCGCAACCCAAUUCCACUGUUUGGGGUGGAGAGUGAACCCGGAAUGGAGGCAGUUGGACGAGGAUGAGAAGUGAUGAAAAUUUUUCAUCGAAAUUCUGGACCCGGGAGGCCGGAGGCCAACGGUGAGGGCUGGCCUCGUGGUGCCCUGGCCUGGGAAGGAUGGACAAUUGCAACUGGCCAGGAACGUGCUCAGGGUGAUGGACGAGAAGUGCCAUGGCCGCGGCGUCGAGCCCAUGACCAGCUUUCACUUUUUGUGGGUGUGGGAGCUUGCCGAGCUUCCAUGCCCGGAUGGCAGCAGCAACCUUGCUGGGCCUUCCUGACUUCCCCAGAACGUCAGGCAGGCGCCGUGGCCCCUUCCUAUGAUUGGCUGAAUCCCGCGCACACCUUCCAUUCCGCGCGUCUACGAACCGUCAAGGUUCCAUUUUUGGAUGGAAGGUACGAGCAUCGCUCUUGCAUGUCUUUUCAACGAUCGCGUAUCAUGCACUCUCCUUUGGGACGACUUUGUGAGCAUCGAUCGGAGCACAACUUCCUCAGAAUGCCCGCGAAAUAUCACAACAUUCUCACACCAUGUCGGACCGCCAUGUCCACCAUGUCCGCUAUGUCCGCGCGAUCUUGCUCGUUUACCAAUCCCACUUCCAAUUUCCAGAUCCCAUCAUCCACCGCACGGAUUUGUCACCGGACUUAUCAUCGGAAAAUUGACACACAGCGGAUUCAGCCAGAUGAAGUCAGCCCAUCUGCACCAAGCUUACAUGAUCACGACGACGGGACACACACUGGCAACUCGGCACUGACAGGGACAGGCACGGGGACGUCGACAGGGGACAGGGACAGGGGAAGGCCCCGCCCGGGCAACCUGGAACCCCACACUGCUGGCGUCAACCCCAGCGAGACCCCCUCCCGCUCAGCCCCUCGCAGGACAGCUGCGAUGCCCUGUGCAGUGCAUGUUAGCUAAUCGAUGUGACAGACGGGACGUCGUGACCUACAAGAGGACUGCAAGCCCUCCUCGCGCCGACCUUUCACACCUCUCACUCACUUCUGUUGCUUAGUUGUACAAACGAUCGUCCUGAGCGAACAUCGAAAUCGAGCGGGGGCACCCCAAGCCUCAACUCCACGAAAUCCAGUCCCGCGCACCCAUCACAGAACCCUGACCCCGGUACAUGCCUCACCAGGCGCUGCAUCCACCGUCGCUCACAGAGGGUCCCCACUGGCAAGGUGCACCUGCACUGGUGACCACAAACUGUGAUCGCUCACCGCAGCACCAGCAUCGGUGAAAGACGAUUGGCCGGUUGACAACCCCGAUGAUCUCCGUUCUCGGCUGCUCCCAGGAACCGUCCGGACUCUGGGGUCGACGGGGAUCGAACUUUGAUUAGCGAAGAAGAGUCAUCCAAAACAGAU
Chaetomium fimeti is the source of this 1439-nucleotide messenger RNA. RefSeq lists its product as uncharacterized. Bases 118 to 996 code for a protein of 292 amino acids. The transcript has a single exon. The record is from RefSeq and is a predicted model, not a curated record. Lineage: Eukaryota; Fungi; Ascomycota; Sordariomycetes; Sordariales; Chaetomiaceae.